AUGUUCACAAGAAAAGAUUUAGUUCAAAGAGACUAUGACUUUAAUUCAGAAGAAGAAUUGCAUAAGCUUAGUUUUACCUCAAGUAGAGUUGUAAAUCAACUAUACAACUCUUAUUUGCCAAAUGAAUACAAGGUAACUGGUUUUAUUCAGAAUACAGCUCAAUUCGAUGGCCGUUUAAAUAACACAGAAACCUGGGGAGAAGGUUUCGAUCUAGCAACUGUUAAUCCAUAUGCCUAUGACAAAUUGGUUUUUUGCUACUUUGGCUUGGUUGGGGAUCAAGGAGUAAAAAAACAUGUAAUUGAAAAAUCUGCUAAUGAUUUAAUGAUGUUUGAUAACAAGUAUACCCCUGUUCCAAAUGAUUCGUUCGGAGCAUGUCAAUCUUUUACAAAUGUAGGAUUUGAAGGCUGGAAUGAUGUUGCUUUACCAGAGAAAUAUAACCAAAGACAAUGUCAGGGAUUAUUGGGGGGAUUAAGAAUGAUGAAAGAAAAAAACCCAGAAUUAAAAUUAGAAAUGGCAAUUGGUGGUUGGAGUUUUUCACAACCAUUUCAUCAUAUGGUUAAAACUGAAGGAAACCGUUCAAUGUUCAUUGAUGGGGUUAAAGAUAUACUCCAUAGAUUCCCAAUGUUUGAUUCAAUCUUAAUAGAUUGGGAAUAUCCAUGCUCUCAUGGCGAUGUUAAUAAUGAGUACUCUCCUGAAGACUGUGAAAACUAUUGUAAACUAAUCCAAGAACUCAGAAUGAAGUUACCACAAUUCUAUGGGGACAUCAACGUCACAUUGCCUGCAACCAUUGACCAACUUUCAAAAAUCAAUGCAAAGAACCUAAUGUUGAAUGGUGCAAGUAAUAUUUACCUUUUGACUCUAGAUUAUUUCGGUGGGUGGUGCUCAGAAUUAAAACAUGAUUCAAGUUUAGUAUGUGCUCAACAGGCUGUUGAUUAUUUAAUUGGGGUAAAUGGUGUUAAUCCAAAAUCAAUCCAUAUUGGCUAUAGAACUGGUUCCAAAAAUGCUAUUGAUACUGAAAUUUUAUCAUGGUCCCCAUUAAAAGGUAAAUUCAAAGCAACUUUUAACUCUAAAGGAAAUCCAAAAGUAGUUGGUACAUUUGAAAGUGCUGUUUCAACCUUCAACGAUAUCAUGUACAAUUAUAUCGAUUUUGAAAGUGGAAAACCAAUGAAUGGAUUCAAACUUCAUUAUGACCCUGUUAGUAAAGCUGAAUUUUUAUACAAUCAAAAAACCAAACUUUUCAUGUCAAUAGAGACUCCAAAGUCUGUUAAAUCGAAAGCCGAGUUUGUCCGUGAAAAAGGUCUUGGUGGUUUAUUCAAUCAAUCAAUUUCAGCAGAUGCCUCGGGUUUAUUACUUAAUGCAGCAAGAGAUGGUUUUGGAAAUAAAAUGCAAAGUACAAAAAUUAAUAUGGAAAAAUGCUAUAAUAUUCAACAAAACUAA
Dictyostelium purpureum is the source of this 1437-nucleotide messenger RNA. RefSeq lists its product as uncharacterized. Gene Ontology annotation, cellular component: extracellular region. Gene Ontology annotation, biological process: chitin catabolic process; carbohydrate metabolic process. The transcript has 2 exons. The record is from RefSeq and is a predicted model, not a curated record. Lineage: Eukaryota; Evosea; Eumycetozoa; Dictyosteliales; Dictyosteliaceae. The coding region runs from base 1 to 1437 and encodes 478 amino acids. Gene Ontology annotation, molecular function: chitin binding; chitinase activity.